Molecule: messenger RNA, 301 nt
Organism: Staurois parvus
Lineage: Eukaryota; Metazoa; Chordata; Amphibia; Anura; Ranidae
Source: the annotation of a GenBank genome assembly
CUAAGCAUUGACUGGCGCAACUGCUGGGCACUGACUGGUGGCACUGACUGGCAGCACUGCAUUGAUGGGCACUGGUGGGUGGCACUGCUGGGCACAGGUAGGUGGCACUGCUGGGUGGCACUGCUGGGCACAGGUGGGCGGAACUGGUGGGUGGCACUGCUUGGCACUGAUCAUCAGGGCACUGAUCAUCAGUGCCCUGAUGAUCGGUGCCGAUCACUGCUCUGACAACUGCCGGUUCUCGGCAGUACUUUCCUCGCACUCUGACAGCAUGAGGAAAGUGCAGCCGAGAACCGGCAAUUGC